AUAAAAUCUACAGUUUCUUGUUUCUGCCGGAUCUGCCCACGCGGACUUCCUUCUGUUUCCGGUUUGGAAAGGAGCAGUGGUGUGGUUUAGAAGGGACUCUUUCAUUUGUCAAAAUGCAGAACCCAAAUGAAGACACGGAGUGGAACGAUAUCCUGAGGAAGAAAGGCAUCCUCCCCCCCAAAGAAGUUCCUAAAGAGGAUGAAGAGGAGGAGGAGCUGGCCCUCCAGCAACAAUCUGUCGUUAAAACAUAUGAGAGUAUGACUCUGGAUGAGCUGGAGGAGAACGAAGACGAGUUUGGAGAGGAGGAUGAAGCUGCCAUUGAGAUGUACAGACAGAAGCGUCUUGCGGAGUGGAAAGCGGCUCAGAUAAAGAACGCUUUUGGAGAACUGGGGGAAAUCUCUGGACAGGACUACGUCAAGGAGGUCAACAAGGCUGGAGAGGGAAUAUGGGUGGUGCUGCACCUCUACAAGCAGGGCAUCCCUCUGUGCACCCUCAUCAACCAACACCUGAACACGCUGGCCAGGAAGUUUCCUCAGACCAAGUUUCUUAAGUCCAUCUCCACCACCUGCAUCCCCAACUACCCCGACCGGAACCUGCCCACCAUCUUUGUUUACUUUGAGGGGGAGAUGAAGGCCCAGUUCAUCGGUCCUCUGGUGUUUGGGGGCAUGAACCUCAAAGUCGAAGAGCUGGAGUGGAGGUUAUCAGAAACCGGAGCGGUGAAGACGGACCUGGAAGAAAACCCCAAGAAACAAAUCGAAGACAAGUUAAUGUCAUCAAUCAGAAGUUCACUCCCUACGCGAGAAGACAGCGACUCUGAGGACGAUUAAAAAGAAGAGUGCUGUCGACUUCCACGAGGAGACGUUCAGACGUUAAAUCUGCAGCAGAGAAGCGGGCCUCCCAUUCAGACCUGUGGUUAUUUCUCAUUUUAAAUAUAUUUAACAAUGAGCAGGGUUCUGUCCUGCUCAAAGGCACGUGGGCUGAGCCUCAAACUCUAUGAACCCAUUGAACCGCUCAGCUUUUUUUUUUUUUUUUACAAGUCAAAGAAAGUCACUCUUUUGUCAUUAGAUUUAACGUUAAAGCACUUUUACAGAAUCAUCCAAGACAAAAACUCACUUUUUUAUUACAUGAUAAAUAUUUUACAAAAGCAACGUUUAAUUCUGCUUCAUUAAAACGUGAGUCGCCACUUUGCUCCAA
Messenger RNA from Nothobranchius furzeri (turquoise killifish), 1194 nucleotides. It is a transcript of the gene pdcl3, whose product is annotated as phosducin-like 3. Gene Ontology annotation, biological process: angiogenesis; protein folding; positive regulation of gene expression. Gene Ontology annotation, molecular function: vascular endothelial growth factor receptor 2 binding; protein folding chaperone. NCBI's taxonomy places the organism in Eukaryota, Metazoa, Chordata, Actinopteri, Cyprinodontiformes, Nothobranchiidae. The record is from RefSeq and is a predicted model, not a curated record. Gene Ontology annotation, cellular component: cytoplasm.